AUGAACAGCCCAUACUACGCAGACGACCGCCGCAAGGCCAUCAUCGGCCUUCGCAUUCUCAGCAUCAUCACCACCCUCCCCGUAUUCCCUGCUGUGGCGUGGACUAUGCCCGCCCACGCCGAUGUCAUAAACGACGGUGUCGGCUGGGGCUUCAAUCCCUGGGUGCUCGCCGCGAGCGCCUUUACAUUCAUCUGGUCCACGGCCGUCCUUGUUCUCCGCCUCGGAUUGAACAAACCCAUCCACCCAGGCGUCUAUGUCGCCUUCGACUUCGUCUCCUUUGCCGCCCUAACCGCCGUGACAAUCCUAAUGGCUAUGUUCAUCGAGCCUUUCUUUGGCUCGGAUUACUCGUGUCUUCGAGGUACUGAGUGUGGCGGGCUGGUCCUGGCCCGCGUCGAGUGGUACGCGGCUAUCAUGUCGCUGAUUUGCUGUGCGACGCAGUUAAUCCUGUUCAUCUGGGCUUGCUGGGCGACGGAUAAAGAUCGCAAGAGCAAGAAGCACGUCAAGCGGAAGGAAAACGCUGUCGCUGCGUAA
This is a messenger RNA of Aspergillus puulaauensis, 531 nucleotides long. RefSeq lists its product as uncharacterized. NCBI's taxonomy places the organism in Eukaryota, Fungi, Ascomycota, Eurotiomycetes, Eurotiales, Aspergillaceae. The transcript is spliced from 3 exons. The record is from RefSeq and is a predicted model, not a curated record. Bases 1 to 531 code for a protein of 176 amino acids.